AUGCACAGCGGCGGCCGGCCCGCUGUCGUCCUGCCGCGCAUCGCGCCGCGCCCGUCUGCCGACCCCGACCUGCUCGAGGUGCUGGAGCUGGCCACGGACGAGGAGCUGGAGGACUUGUACCGCACCCUGCACGGACGCAGCCUCUUCUCCCCGCUGCUCAAGAGCCUGAUGGUCAUGGCGGAGUCUGAGGGCGGCGGCGAGGGCGCGGCGCCCAGCGGCCGCGACGCCCUCAUCCCCACCAUCGACCGCCGCCUGCGCUUCCUGGCCGCCGACUCGGCGUCCACGCUGCGCGGCCGCUGGCCCGCCUACCGCCAGGUGCUGCUCAUGAUCCGCGACAAGCUGGGCAUCGCCUGCUCCCCCACCCUGCUGACAAACGAGCUGGAGGCGGAGGUGUUCCUGCACCUGCUCAGCCAGCACGCAGACGCGGUGGGGGCGGCGGCCGCGCCGGGGGCGCCCCGCACCCAGGCCGCAGCCGAGUAUGCCAGCCAGGGGGACGGCGGCGCGGGGGCCGCGCCCCGCCAGGAGGCGCCCACCUUGGUCCAGCGCCUGCUGGCGCCGCUGCGGCUGGGGCAGGAGGAGGUGAUGCCGGCGGUGGCGCGGCUGGGCAGCGCGCUGGCGGUCAGCAACCUGCAGGUCGCGGUGGUGCAGAAGCUGGGCCUCAAGCUGGCCUGCUCCCACGUCCAGUACGAGGCAGCCCUGCACUUUGCGCUCAGCGCGGGCACCAAGGGCGUGCAGGGCAGCCUGCAGGGCAAGGUGGCGGUGCAGGCGGCCAAGGAGGGCAUCACGGCGGCCGCGGGGCGCUACGCCGCCGCCCGCUCCCUGCUGGGCGUGCUGGGCCCCAUUGUGUGGGCCAGCACCGCGCUGGAGCUGCUCUACGUGUCGGUGGGCACCGACUGGUCGCGCAUCGUCAAGGCCGUGUUUGCCCUGGCCCAGAUCAGGCUGCUCCGCACCUACGGGUUCAGCGCCGGCGGCGGCGCUGGCGGCAGCAUGGGCUGA
Messenger RNA from Chlorella variabilis, 996 nucleotides. RefSeq lists its product as hypothetical. The coding region runs from base 1 to 996 and encodes 331 amino acids. The record is from RefSeq and is a predicted model, not a curated record. The transcript has 3 exons. NCBI's taxonomy places the organism in Eukaryota, Viridiplantae, Chlorophyta, Trebouxiophyceae, Chlorellales, Chlorellaceae.